AUGUAUCUGCAUCAUUGGACUAAGAACAAUCAAUUUCAAGUAUAUUUAACUAGUUUUGUGUGGAUUUUUCUACUAUCUAACACUCCUGUCAAUAGCUUUUUAGAGAGAUUGCAAACAGCACCUCAGGGUACAUUAGACGUAUUAACUGCAGUAAGAAUCAGUGAACAAGCAUAUGUACAAACUUCACCUGGUCGAUGUCGUCAAGAUUCGAAUGAUUUGGCAACAUCAUCGAAUGUUGCAGAAAGAAAUGUAGCUUAUUCUGUUCCUCGUGGAUUAAGUCUUUACAUAGAAGGUCGAUCUUUAAUCCCUGAUCCAUUUCCUCCAGAUCUGUCUAUUUUAUUUACUAUUCGAUUGGAAUCCAAUUUGGAAAAAGAGUUUUUCACUCUUUAUGAUCGACAUGGACAAAUGAUUUUACGCAUAAUAAUUGGCUCACAUUUGCAAUUAGAAUAUUUAUCAAAAGAAUCACAGUCUAGUCAGCUUUCUGAUGUGCAUCCACGAGAUUUAAAAGCACAUUCAGGAAAAACAUUAGAGAAAGCUAUUUUUAAAACUCGUCUAAAUGAUGGCCUAUGGCAUCGUGUAGCCGUCAGUAUUGGUACUACUACCGUAAGAUUACUAGUUGAUUGUAAACAAAGGGAGUCCAUAAAUUAUAAUCGUUCAUCAACAAGCAUUGAUAACAGAGGUCGAAUACAAGUAUUGAAAGACGGCAUUCAUGGUUUUAUUGAAGAUUUUUAUCUUCUACCUGGUGAAGAAGGUGCUGUUAAACAAUGUGAUGUUUAUUCACCUAAUUGUUUUGAUGAUCAAAUGAUGGGGGAUGAAGGAGAUAAAGAUACUGAUCCAAUGCAGGGUCCAACAGGUUCUAUGGGAGAUAGUGGUCCACCAGGUGACAAAGGUGAACCAGGUUUGAAUGGGUCAUCCGUACCUGCUGGUGAACCCGGUCCACCUGGUCCCAUGGGUUCCCUAUUCAUCAUUCCUCUCAAUUUAGGCGUCGGUAGUAGUAGUUUUGCACGGGCAGCUACAUUUCGAGACCUGCUUCAAAAACAUCUGCUCUCCUUAAAAGGUGUACGUGGAGCUAGAGGAAUGACUGGUGUGACUGGUCCAGAAGGAGGUCCCGGUGAACCCGGUGUUAAAGGAGAAGUUGGGCACCCAGGUGAUACGGGAUACCAAGGGCCUCGCGGGCCAAUGGGCCCACCUGGACGUCAAGGUUCAAGUGGACCACCGGGAUUAGAUGGUAGUCGUGGAGAACCUGGUCCAUCAGGAAUGAAAGGAGAAGAUGGACGCCCUGGUGAUUCCGGACUUAUAGGCCUUAAAGGAGAUAAAGGUGAAUUAGGGCCUCCUGGUCCCAAAGGUGAUCAAGGUCUCCCGGGUGAAGAGGGACCACGUGGACCUCACGGAGAUAUCGGGGAUCAAGGAGAUCCAGGUCUGCCUGGAGUACGUGGUCCUGUGGGUCAGCCGGGUCCGCAGGGUCCGAGAGGAAAACCUGGAAAUCAGGGACCACGAGGACGUAAAGGUGAACUUGGGGAACCUGGUCUACCAGGUUUACCAGGGCCAGCAGGUCCUGUAGGAACAUCUGGGCCGGAAGGUAUGGCUGGUCCUCGUGGUCCAACAGGUAUAGCUGGUCAGAGGGGACGCUCUGGUCCCUCAGGAGUUCCAGGUACUGAUGGUCUCCCAGGAUUUCCAGGUCCCAAGGGAGAUGUAGGACCUAAAGGAGAUACAGGUCCGAAUGGAUCAAAAGGUGAUACAGGUAUUCAAGGACCUAGAGGUUAUAAAGGUGAACGGGGUCGGUCCGGUCCCGAAGGUGCAAAAGGUGAGAGUGGCAAACCAGGGCCUGUAGGAGUGCCUGGAGAUCCAGGUCCAAAAGGAGUGAAGGGAGACGUUGGAAUAUCUGGCCCUGUAGGAUCGCCAGGAGUUACAGGUAUGAAAGGUGACCCAGGUCCACCUGGUCCAGUUGGACAAAGAGGAGACCCCGGGACCAAAGGUUUACCGGGCGCUAUCGGCAUCCCAGGUCCACCCGGUCCAGACGGGGAAAGAGGUCCACCAGGUUUAACUGGAAGACGAGGUCGAGGCGGUGACAAAGGAGACAUUGGACCUCCAGGUUCACCAGGUGAAACGGGGCAGCAAGGGCAAAGAGGGGCUCCUGGGCCAAGAGGUCCACCAGGAAGAUUUGGCCCGCCGGGAAUGAAAGGGGAUGCUGGUCCGGUUGGCCCAGUUGGAUCCGUCGGACCGAUUGGUGAACAAGGUCUUCAAGGUCCCGUCGGACCUCCUGGACCAAUAGGACCACCAGGUUCAACUGGAAGAGAAGGACCUGUUGGAUUUCCUGGACCACGUGGAGAACCAGGUGAACGUGGACCAGCAGGGCAACCUGGCGAUCCAGGACCUGAAGGACAACAAGGUCCAGUCGGACCAACAGGUCCAACUGGAGAUCCUGGAAAGGAUGGUAUGCCAGGGCGUGAUGGUCAGCCUGGUUCUAAAGGUGUGAGAGGUUCACCAGGAGUACUUGGCAAUCAAGGUGUUCGAGGAUUCCCGGGAUUUGAUGGCAUGCCAGGUCGACCUGGACCAGCUGGUGUGAAAGGUGAAAUAGGACCUGAUGGUGAAGUAGGACCUAUUGGAGAUAAAGGCUACCAAGGUGAUGUUGGUAUUAUCGGACCAAUCGGACCAACAGGUCCGAUGGGAGCAAGAGGCCCACCCGGUCCAGCUGGAGUCAAAGGUUUGACCGGUGAAGAUGGUCCUUUGGGACUAAUAGGAUCUCCUGGACCAAGGGGACCACCUGGUCGAUUAGGUCCUAUUGGACCGUUAGGGCCUCCUGGUUUUGAUGGGGAAAAGGGCGAUAAGGGUGCAUCAGGGCCACCAGGACCAAAAGGCGAUAAAGGAGGAGUGGGUAUACGUGGACCUUUUGGACCAGUUGGGAGCCCUGGGUUACCUGGAAUACAAGGACCACCAGGACUCCCUGGACAAGCAGGAUCUCGAGGACUGCCAGGUGCACCAGGUGCAUCUGGAAUGGUAGGUGUGACAGGUCUACCAGGAAUAGCCGGAGAAAAAGGAGACCAGGGAUCACAGGGUCCUAUAGGUCGACGCGGUUUACCCGGGACAGUUGGAGUCCCUGGCCCAGCUGGCCAACCUGGAAAUGUUGGAGCACCUGGUCCUGUUGGGCAACAAGGAGAAAGAGGGACUCAAGGAGAAGAUGGGCCACCAGGACCUCGAGGUGUUGAAGGAAGUCCUGGAGUACAGGGACCACUAGGACCAAAAGGUCAAGAGGGUCCCCGUGGGCCACAAGGAGUACCUGGUGAUAUAGGGAUCCCAGGACCUGAUGGACCGAAAGGAGAGUUGGGUCCUUUAGGAAUACCUGGACCUCAAGGACCAACAGGACCUCCCGGACCAAAAGGUGUUCAAGGACCAGUUGGAGAAGAUGGAUCUCCUGGACCACAAGGUCCUCUUGGAAAACAAGGUUUAAGAGGUCUACCUGGACCUCUAGGACCACCCGGACCUCCUGGUAUGACGGGUCCUCAGGGACGUACUGGACCUCAGGGUCCUAAAGGUGUAAAAGGUGAAACGGGUGAACAGGGAGUACCUGGUGAACCAGGACGUGUUGGGCCAGUAGGAUCCCCUGGACCUCCAGGAUCUUUGGGCAGUCCUGGCCAACAAGGCGUACCAGGGGUAAUGGGUAAACAAGGCAAGACAGGAGAACGAGGAUCAGAAGGACUGCAAGGCAAGCAAGGUGACCCUGGUAUACAAGGUGACCGUGGUCCGAAAGGUAGCAAAGGAACUUAUGGUCCAGUCGGUCCUUUGGGGCCUCCGGGACCAAAGGGUGAACAAGGUGUUCCUGGACUUGAGGGCGUUCGAGGAGUGGUUGGUCUCAAAGGAGAAAGGGGUCCUGUCGGACCUGCCGGAGAUCCAGGACAACCAGGUCCAUCCGGACCAGUUGGUCCUGAAGGUCCAGCUGGACAUCCUGGUCCUCCAGGGUUACCUGGUGUUCCAGGUCAAAAGGGUUCAUCUGGUCCAGCAGGACCACCGGGACCUCCGGGUCCAAUCAAGGUCUUAGAUAUGAGUGAAGGUUAUUAUAGGUUUGAGGAUACACCCAGAGUUAGACGUAGUAUUUCAGAUGCUUUGUACAAUAAUCAAUAUUAUUCGAAACAGGAUCCGGAUGAAAGUAUUACACCGAAUACAAUACCAUCAGUUGGUGCAGUACUACGUCGUAUAUAUGCAAGAAUUGAAAGCUUAGAAGCAUCUAUGAAUAAUUUUGAACGUCCUAUGGGUACACAACAAAAUCCAGCUAGACAUUGUCGUGAUAUAUAUGAAGCUGCUGAUUUUCCAGAAACUUCUAAAUCUGGUACUUACUGGAUUGAUCCAAACCUUGGUUCACCAACUGAUGCAUUCACAGUUGAAUGUAGAUUUCAGAAUAAGGGAAAUGUUGCUGAAACAUGCAUUAAACCAAGUGAAGAUACAAAAACACAACCUCUUACUAAUUUUGUUAAAACAAAUAAUUCAGAAGACUGGUGGAUUUCACAUUUAAAACAACAGAAACAAAAUGGAACAAUGCAUAAAACUCAAUUAUAUUAUGCACCAAUAAAUCAAAUUCGUUAUCUACAACUAUUACAUUCAAAAGCUGAACAAGUGAUCACUUUUACAUGUCGUAAUACACCAGUAUAUUUUGAUGUGAAAAAUCAAAAUUAUAGGAAUGCAGUAAUCGUUAAAUUAUUUGAUGAAAAUGUGAUUGAUACUUAUGAAGAUAGACGUACACGUACUAUUGGUGGUGGUAUUAUGUUAGAUAUCAAGGUUAAAGAUGAAUGCAUGGAACGAAGUAAACAAAAAGCCAGUAGUGUAUUUGAAUUUGUCACCCGUAAACCAAACUUACUUCCAUUAGUUGAUAUUCAAUUAAAAGAGUUUGGAGAAAGUGAUCAAGAAAUUGGAUAUUAUAUGGAUGCUGUUUGUUUCAGUUAA
Schistosoma mattheei is the source of this 4935-nucleotide messenger RNA. NCBI's taxonomy places the organism in Eukaryota, Metazoa, Platyhelminthes, Trematoda, Strigeidida, Schistosomatidae. The record is from the annotation of a GenBank genome assembly.